CUUUUUGAUGCCAGUGCAGAAUGUCACUGUGUGUACAGCAUGGUAGAUCCAGUUAAUUUAGAACAGUUGGUCACUGAACAGUUACCAUUAUUUGAACGUCAAUGGAAAUCAAUGGUGGCCAAUGUAGAUGUUAAACAAGCCUCAGGGUUGUCCACAUUGUCUGAAUCUUCCAUUUGUGAGCCAUUGAAAAGUUACUAUAACCAUGGACUUAUGUCUCGGAUGGAAGAAGAAUUGAAUAUUAAGAGACCAUUUGUAUUGUUUGGGACUAAGAGUGAGAGGAGUAGACUAACUCGUGCUAGGAGUAGGGGAAUUACUGACAGUGAUGAUCCAAUUGUUGGUACUGCUGGCAUCAAUGGUAAACACCCAACCCAUAUGGUUUGCCAGUCAGUUUCUCCUAGAGGCCCAAUAUGCUGUGCAAGAACAUAUUUCUUCAGCAGUGGACACAUUCCAUAUCCAGUUGCUGGAGGUGCAGGAGAUCUGUCAAGGGAUAAAACAGACCUCAGUAUUAUGAACAAACUAUAUGUAGAAGGUAUCCAUGCUGUAUUGACGGCUAUUCAAGUUUAUUGUAAAACACACAGUAUACAAAAGGCUGAGACUGUUAUGUUUGAUACUUUGAAAAGAGAAUGUGAAAGAAAUAAACUGCCUCUUGGUAGCUUGUUUGCAUCAUCAAGAGAUUAUAUUGAGUUUAGAAUAGGUGCAGUUGAUAUGGAAGGACAAGAAGUAUCAUUAACAGAAGGACAACGAUCUCCAUUUCUUAAAAUAGCUCAGCUAUCACUCUUUAACAUUCCCAGUAUUGAGCAUAAGAAUGAAACAAUGGGAUCUGUUUUGUUCACGGAAACAUUCAUGGAUUCCAAUUUACAAGUGUUAAAUCAAGAUGGUACUUCUUCUGUUGACCAUCAGUGCCUUGUGCUGACUGAACACCUUCCAAGAUAUAUUUCCUGGGCUGCUACUGAAAAUGAUAUUAAGAUGUCGAAGGAAGUUGGAUCAUUCAUCAAAAUGUCUGGUGAAACUCACUAUGGUAGAGUGCUUAUUAAUGGUGAAUCUGCUCAUGUUUUUACAAGUAAUCAACUAGCAAUACCUGAAGAAGGUAAAUUUUAUGUAUACGAGAAAGGAAUUGUGUUCCAGCAUAAUAGAUUUGGACCGAUUGUGCUACCGAAAACACACAUGGAAAAAUUAAACUUCUAUGAUGGGGAUUCACCUAGUGUAGUUGCAUUGAUAAUUGUUACCUACAAGGCCUCGUUCUGGCAGUGGCUUCCUUUACAGAACCAAAGCAAAGACAAUAUACUGGUAUUUGCAUUAACUCCUCGUACCAAGGCAUACAAAGCUUUCUUUUCUGAGGUGCUCAGUGUGUGGCAGAAAACAGAAGAUGAACCAGCUAUGGUAAUGGCUGAGAAAUUACCUGAAAAAUAUAUUCAUGUACAUAAUGAACUACAAAAUGCCUAUAAUAUGGAACAUGGAAGUCCGUCCCGACAUAUCACACCCAUGGUAAAAGCAGAAGCAAUAAUUCCAAAAUUGAAAGAGUUUGUUAGUCACCACUCAGUGACAAGUGUUGGUAAUAGCUGUGUACCUCAUGAUGAUCUAUCAGCAGUUUUAAAUCAACCAUAUGAUCCAGGAAAUUUUCAAGAUGAGAUAAUUAUAACAAUAUUAUCUGGUAUACCAGGCAGUCAUAAAGAAAACUUAUGUACCACAUUGACCAACCUUGCUAAAGAACAAAAUAGAUGGAUCACACUAAAACCGGCAUUGGAUUUUGUAGAUGGAUUCAAUACUCAAAGUUUGCAAAACUCACUGACUUCAAUCGUAACAGCCAGCAGAAAACGUAGUGGCAGAGCUAGUGCAUCAUCCAGGAAAAAACAAAGAGUACUUAUCAUGACACCAAGCUUUACUGAUGUAUUUGAUGUUGUGCAAGCUAUAGCAUGCCACCCAGAUCCAGAGAUUGGUAGAUCAUUAAAGAUUGGUGCAGUGUCAACUUGUGUAGACCCACUGAACAGUUUUAUGACUCAUAGGUAUACAUUUCCCAAAUUGUUAGACCAAUGUGCUGAAGGUUGGGUUAACAACAUUAUCUGUACAAGCUCUACAGCAAUAAAGAAUCCAGACUUGGAUGUACUGCAGCAAUUAUUGAGGUCUGUAAAUCAUGAUGUUGCUUUGUUAUUGGCUAAUAAUGGUGAAGUAACAAGGUCUCCUGAUGUGGACUUAAUUUUAUCUGAAUCUGCAUUCACUGAGAGUAAAAUGAUAAGACAGCGAUAUCUUUCAUGCCCAGGCUGGUCACUUGGGAAAUUCAGUUCAGGGACAAUGACUCCUCCAAUGACUGAAAUAUGUCUAAAGUUUGCUCCACCCCUGGAGAAGAACAGACUGAUGAACAAGCUGCGAACACUACGAGGGGCAUUAUCAAAAUAUCCAUUCCAAGGAAACAUCUAUACUGUGCGAGGGAGGGUUAGGUUCAGUGACUCUGGACUGAAAGCAACAGAAUUUAAUUGUGUUACACUGAGUGGUUAUCUAUUGAUGACACCAGCUGAAGUACAUCCAGUUCCUCCACCAUCCUCAGCUGCCAAUGGUCCAGUAUCUCCACAGGAUCAGUCUAAUCUCAACUUUGUUGUCUUUGUUGGAGUUGAGCUCCAGGAAAAUAAACUGAAGGAGUGGCUCAGGGCUUGUGUAAAACCAAAACCACAGAAAAAACAGUUACGAACAAGACAAAUAAAAUUAUUGAUGUAA
Molecule: messenger RNA, 2709 nt
Organism: Saccoglossus kowalevskii
Lineage: Eukaryota; Metazoa; Hemichordata; Enteropneusta; Harrimaniidae
Product: dynein axonemal assembly factor 9-like
Source: RefSeq, a predicted model, not a curated record